Molecule: messenger RNA, 1183 nt
Organism: Salvelinus namaycush (lake trout)
Lineage: Eukaryota; Metazoa; Chordata; Actinopteri; Salmoniformes; Salmonidae
Exons: 4
Coding region: 45-599 (184 amino acids)
Biological process (GO): positive regulation of ERK1 and ERK2 cascade; interleukin-15-mediated signaling pathway; T cell activation
Cellular component (GO): membrane raft; external side of plasma membrane
Molecular function (GO): protein tyrosine kinase binding; MHC class II protein binding
Source: RefSeq, a predicted model, not a curated record
CUCCGACAGAGAGAGAAGCAAAGGAGAGAGUGAGGGAGAGGACAAUGGUUAAAAUGGCUGUUUUGGGACUGCUUGGGUCCCUUUUAUAUCUGCUAACAGGUGUCAGUGGAGAAACUCUCUCUAUGUUCUCCAUAGUGGGAGAUGAUGUCAGUCUGCCGUGUAACAAUGUGGUUAAUCCAGACUGUUCCUCAACUAUAUGGACCUAUAACAGAGAUGCAUCUACUGGUACUAUUGAAGAAGUUGCAUAUGGGAAGAUCAAAGUAGAGAUGACAGAGAGAGCUGACAGACUGAGUUUAGGGUCUGACUGUUCUCUACAUGUUAGUGAUGUCAGAGCUGAGGAUGCUGGACUCUACACUUGUCGACAGUUCCUUACAGAGACUGGACCACCACAAGGAGAGGAUGCUCAUGUUCUUCUGUCUGUUCUAACUAGUACCAGUAAUGUUGUUAAGUUGCCCAUCAGUCACAUCAUGCUCUUUGUGACACUGACCAUCAUGGCUGCCAUAGUCACUAUUCACACAAGGAGGAACCGCCCACCCAAGGCUCUGCCCCAACAAGCAGAAGAAGCCUCUGGUAUUGAGGUUCAUGUCCUGGAGGAAUGACCCCUUGUUCCUCACUCUUCUCCCUGUGCUGGACUAAGACUUUCAAACUGUCUGUAGCUUUAUUGAUUCAGUAACAGAGGACAUUAUAAAUUAUAUUAUAAAGUUGAUGUUUAUAUAUUUUAGUGCAUAGUGUGGAAAAUGUAUUAAUUCGUAGUUGUGUUCUUAUAUUAUAGUAUCUUUUUAUACACCUUUAUGUAGUAGGGAUUCAAAUAUCAGCAAACCUUGGCUGAUGUGUUUAAUUUUUUCUGUCCAUUGUUAAUGACUUCAGCAUGGAGAAAUUCCUUGGUAUUGUUUAAUUAAUAAUUUGUGCCCUAAGCAGACUUAAACUGAGCACAAUGCUUCUUCUAAAAUGUAUAUUAAUUACUAAAACUGUUUUUAAAUAAACUAAUAAAAAUACAGUAUUUCAAACUGCUACAGGUGUUUUUCAGGCUACCCUUCCACAAUGUCAGGUAAAGCAUGAAUACAUUGACCUUAUUUCAUUUACAACCUUCUUCUAGUCAGCAGCAAAGAUAGAUGUGUCUGUCCUCUUUCUCAAAGCCUACUCAGAAUUUCUAUGACAAAAUAAAGAAUUUUAAGCACUUGAA